GAUCGAAGAGGGUGGAGGAGAACAGGAGCCGGAUGAAGACCCCGCCACUGCGAUGCAGAAUCCCACCAAUGCAACCAGCACGAGGAUUUUUGGGACGAUGAGGAGACCGAAUCCUACAGCUAAGAAACGAAAGGAUGGGUACAAUUACGAAGAAAAAUACCCAGAGGAUCCGAUUUAUGAAGAGACGUCACCUAAUGCGAGGGUUUGGAGAACGUACGAAGAUGAAAGCAAGAUUCACGACGCCAACAUGGUCGAAGAAUCCCGAGAUAAUGUCGAUGUUUUACUUGUUUUUGCGGGUCUUUUCUCAGCGGUCGUGACGUCAUUUGUAGCCCAAACGUCACAGAGCCUGCAGCCAGACUACACCGCCAUGUCGGCUUCUCUACUCUAUGAAUCGGUCCUUCUUCAACGUGCCAUCGCCAACGGUUCCCCGGUCAACAGCAUUGCCUCUUCUCCCCUCAAUCCCAACAUACCUUUUGUUCCCGCUGCCACGUACGUUUGGGUGAACGGGCUCUGGUUCACGAGCCUGUCCCUAAGCCUGACAACUGCACUCGUUGCCGUCCUCGUGAAACAGUGGCUGCACCAUUAUGUUGCCCUUCCUUCAGGGACAUCGCGGGACCGCAGACUCCUUCCUGUACUUAUGCACCUCGCUCUCGCGAUUUUCCUUGGCGGCUUGGUGGUUUUCCUACAUCCUCUCCAGGUAGCUCUGUCAUGGAUCAUUUGCACAGCAACUGUCCUGUUGUACACUGCGUAUGUGACGGCAACCAUCCUCCCCAUCUUCUUCCCUCAAUGCCCUUACCGUACGCCUCUCUGUGAUCUCAUCUAUAUCUCCUUACAUCAUAUCAUCCCGCAUGUAUCAUGGAACCAAAAAAAAAAUUUCCUUCUGGCAUGGAGACGACAAAGCUUUAGCGACAUGAUGCAUUAUCUUCCAAUACUACAAACAAGGGACGCAACGCCGCUGAGGGCGAUAGAGUCUGAGUCUGUGCAGCGUGCGUCAGUCAGUUUGGCAGCUGAAGCAUUGGAUUGGCUCUUCUGGGUGUCUUCUAAUCCUAGUGUCCAAAGCAUAGUUGUACAGUCCAUUGGGGGGCUGCCG
Messenger RNA from Desarmillaria tabescens, 1090 nucleotides. RefSeq lists its product as uncharacterized. The record is from RefSeq and is a predicted model, not a curated record. NCBI's taxonomy places the organism in Eukaryota, Fungi, Basidiomycota, Agaricomycetes, Agaricales, Physalacriaceae. The annotation marks the transcript as partial. The transcript has 4 exons.